AGAGAGGAAGAGAGAGAGAGAGGAGGGACACGGAGCAGAACAGAGAGCGAGUCUGUUUUCAGCUCCCAGUUCACUGUCGCUCCUCUGCCAGACAGCACUCACCCAUCCACCAUCACACACUCUCAGACACAUUUGCUCUCACUAUACCGACAGCUGACAACACCUUCUCAUUUCCUCAGCUGCAGCACCGACCCGCAAAGUCAGAUCCAAAGGAAAGGGGGGAAGAAAAAGAAAAAAAAAAACUGACUCGAUUGGUACCGAGCACACCCAGAGACACACACACGCGUACAGUCGAGCAGACACACCAGCUCCGAGGCUGGGUCGAGGCUGGAGAGGGCGUCUGGAGAAUGGAAUGGGACCUCAGCAGGAUGGAAAGUGAACUGAGGCACAUCAACCCGGACCUGCUGCAGCCCAGCAAGAGCUUCAAGAAGCCCUCCUCGGGUACCAUCACCCUCAACGUAGGGGGGUUCCUGUACACGGCCCACCGGACCACCCUUGCCAAGCAACAGGGCUCGUUUCUCGAGGAGGUGGCCAACGGUAAGAAGGCGGUCCAGCACACCGAUUCCAUGGGCAACCCCUUCAUCGACAGAGACGGUCCGGUUUUUCGCCAUGUGCUCAACUACCUCCGAACAGGAGAGCUCCAGCUGCCCGAUGACUUCCGGGAGGCGGGGCUCCUGCGACGAGAGGCCGAUUUUUACCGCCUGACUGAACUGGUGGAGGCUGUGGUCGAGUGGGAAACUCAGAGGGCGGCACAGCGGGAACCCGCCUUCCUGGAGGUGACGGAUAGCCACGAGAGGUCGCAGGGCCUCAAGGUGUACUGCAGUGACCCCGCCUUCAUCGACAAGGUCAAAGGGCGGCUGGUGCAGAUCUCCAAGAGCCGCUUGGAUGGCUUUCCGGAAGAAUUUGUGGUGUCAUCCAACGUGAUACAGUUCCGACACUUCAUCAAGUCGGAGCCUGGCUCGCGGCUCGUUCUGAAGGAGGACAGCACAUUCCUGUGCACACUUGACUGUCUGAAACUAGAGACAGUGAUGCUAGCACUGAGAUCGGGCUUCAAGCUUGUCACCUGCCUUGACAGCAGCAAAGGCUCCGUGGUGGUGGCCGAGGCCCUGCAUUUUGUCAAGUAGGAUGAAGAUGAUGAAGGGGGCGGGGAGGGGGAAGAUAGAGGGAGAAGAGCCUGUUUCUAUAUCCACCCUGUGAGGUAUUGGUUUGAAAAUGUUGUAAGAUGUGCCGAGCUGUAAUGUGUCAUUGAUAGAAGAACUGGUGGGUAGGUCUGUCGUACAGGGCAGGUUUUAAAUGUUUACUGCACAAUAGUGGCUUACACACACACGGGAUAAGUUUUUGGGUGAUUGUUCUGAGCAGAAUGGUAUUUUAGCAUCACCGUUUGCACUGCUUUGUAUUUAUAGAACUCAAAAUGACCCACAUCAUCUUGACAUUUAUAGCAUCUUUAACUGCAUCUGGUUAGGUAUCAUGCAAAAGUUUAAGUGACGCGAAAGCCGACAGCGAGUCCUUUCACACAGAAGACGAACGUGUCGAACUGAGGUUUUAAAAACAGCUUUAUCAGUGGAUUCGUUUCUGCACAAGAACUGCUUCUGCUGCGUGAUGUGCACUGCUGUGCCAUUCAGCUUUUACUACAGCCUCUGUGUGUGUGUGUGUGUGCGCGUGUGUGUAUGUGUGCUGGCGUGCGUGUGCGUGCACUGCUAAACCCACCCCUGUGUGCUGUGUUUAGUUGGUUUAAUAGCUUGUGCUCAGUUUAUUAGCCUCUCCGGAGCCUGAAGGGACAGCCACAGCUCAUUCGGAUCGAUUCGGAUGGACAAAGCAAACUUCACAACCAAAUGUUUGAGUUUUAAGUGCAAAGAACUGUGAUUAUUGUAAGGGCUUUGAAUCUAGCAUGAUGCAUGUGCACUAAAUAAACUGUGUGUUUGUUAGUGCUGUGAGCCUCUGUGAAGCCAGUGCCACAAAAAAAUAAAAUGCCUAUUACUUUUCAAUGUGAGUAUUUUACAAAUAAAAGUGAGACUAAAACUCUUG
Molecule: messenger RNA, 2025 nt
Organism: Oreochromis niloticus (Nile tilapia)
Lineage: Eukaryota; Metazoa; Chordata; Actinopteri; Cichliformes; Cichlidae
Gene: kctd4
Product: potassium channel tetramerization domain containing 4
Exons: 1
Coding region: 348-1124 (258 amino acids)
Biological process (GO): protein homooligomerization
Molecular function (GO): protein binding
Source: RefSeq, a predicted model, not a curated record